CACCCAUCUCUAACCGCUAAAGUGUCGAAAAUACAAUUUCGGCUUUUUUUUUGUUUCCUAACGUAAACAAACCGGACAAAGACUGAACCAAUGGAGAAGGUGGAGGCGGUGACGGUGCCCAAUGUGGAUGCAUAUCGACGACUGCUGAACAAGGCGGUGUCCCAGUUGCUGGUGGACAAGGGCGCCGGCCAGGCGAGCCACCAGUGUCUGGAGACGCUCACCCAGAUGCUCCAGGCGCUGAUCGGGGAGAUUGGCAAUUCGGCGCACAACUACUGCGAACUGAGUGGACGCACCAUGCCCACCGUGGGCGAUGUCAGCCUGGCCCUGAUCAACAUGGGCAUCUCGAUCGCCAGCCUGGAUCCGUAUAUGCGCAAGGAGACGCACGCGGCCAUUCCCCUGCCGCCGCAGCAGACGCAACAGCGCCAACUCAGCCUGCUCCAGGCGGGCAGCAAAUCCUCGCAUCCUCACUAUGUGCCCAGCUACUUCCCGGCCAUGCCCGAUCCACACGCCUACAUACGGACGCCCACGCACAAGCAGCCUGUGACGGAAUACGAGGCCAUUCGGGAGAAGGCCGCCUGCCAGAAGCGGGACAUCGAGAAGGCGCUCACCAAGUUCCUCUGCAAGACCACGGAGACGAACAACCUCUUCCCCACCGAAGACAACAUGUUUCCACUAAUCGCCUGCAAGCCCGCCUUUCCUCCGUAUGCAGCCGCCUUGAAUCCCACGGAUCAGGUGUUUGACUUCGAGGAGCUGGAGUAUCACUACCUGGUGGCCAAUCGCACAGAGGAUGUGCCCAGCAAAGAGGACGGCGAAGAGGGCGACAGCGAGAACGAGGAGAUGGACGGCGACAAGUCCAAGGAGGAGAAGCCCGAGCUGGAGAUCAAGCCCAAUUCCACCACGAACAAGGCCAUUUUGGAGAACCCCAACAUAGAUAAUCCCUAUUUGCGAGCCGCCACCCUGCCCAAGCGAUCCAAAACGGGCCCGGCACCAGGAAUCAUGCCAAGCCGGAGUCUGGCCACCACGGCACCAACGAUACCAACGCCCUCCACCCUAGAGAUAACCAAAAGUAGCGUCUAAGUGUAGCAUGCAGUUUUAACUAUUGAUAGACAAUUUAUACACUCCGGUUUUUAUAUAAAUGCUAAGCUGCAAAUUGAUCGAUGAGGUGAGUUUUUAAGUCCACCUGGAGGUUUUAUUUAGAGCAUUUCAGAAUCUGCUGUAUCGAAGGCAAAGAAAAGCAAAAGUUUUUCAAAUCUUAAACCAUUGAAAUUAAGGUUGGUAAUACCUAAUACCUAGCUCUUAAAGUAACAUUACUUCAAGUUCUUGCCUUGACUUUUAAGCAUUUUAUUAGUGUAUUAUCGGUCGAGAUUGUACUUCUCCAUUGCCAAAACUCCCACUUAUUAAAAACAUUCAAUUCUGAAAAGCAAAAGUAUUGUCAAGCCUAUUAGUAUAAAUUAGGAGCACCCAGUUUUGUGAAAACCAAUUAAAUGCAUUUCAUCGGGCUGAACCACAAGCAUGUCAAGGCCAAAAAUACAAGGCAAUUAUGGGAUGCGAUUAUGUUGUUGUCCAGUCAUUUUUUUUUUGAUUAUUUGCAUAGUGCAUUUCAUAUUUUUGAUUAAAUCGAAUUAGAUAUAGAUAUUCAGCCCCAGUUCCCAGGGUUAUCCGGAAAUGCAUCCAAUUAUUAUAGCCCGGUCAAUAUGAGGAAGUGGGGGCAGACUGGAUUCAGUCAUUGGGAAUAAAUUAUUGUGAAAUACUUGUAAUUGAAUUACACCGUAAGCGCGGAAUUAUGAUUCGAUUUAAUGCGAGAUUGUGCACAGUAUUUGACAUGCCCCAAAGUUAAUCCAGUGGGAUUCGGUAUUUGAUUUUAUCUAGGGAAUAUUUACUGUCUGGGAUAAUAUAAUAAUAACACCCGAAUUUCUGGUUAUAUUAAACUAAGGGAAAUAUUGUUGGGUUGUAUGAUGUGAAUUUAAUAAUAUUGUCACACAUGCUGCUGCCAUGAUUUAAAAUUGCAAGAAUAAAUAAAAAGAUCAUAAAUAUGCUAAUUUUAAUUCACAGAUAAAUUUGAGUAUCGAAAUUGCUUUUUGUAUACGAAAAUAAUUCAUAAUAUAACGAUUCCUUGGGCCUUCUCUCAUAUUAGAAAAGUCCACCUAUGUCCUCGGUCCUUGAAAAAAAGCAUUUCCUCCGAGAAGUCUUUUCUAAAAUGGAAUCCCUCCCCGUGUGAAUGUAUGUGUGCUAAUUAUGAUUUUGAGUGCCGAAAGAAAAUUAGAAUAUAGAGAGAUAGAAAGAA
Molecule: messenger RNA, 2284 nt
Organism: Drosophila elegans
Lineage: Eukaryota; Metazoa; Arthropoda; Insecta; Diptera; Drosophilidae
Gene: Taf8
Product: transcription initiation factor TFIID subunit 8
Exons: 4
Coding region: 91-1077 (328 amino acids)
Biological process (GO): transcription initiation at RNA polymerase II promoter
Cellular component (GO): transcription factor TFIID complex
Molecular function (GO): protein heterodimerization activity
Source: RefSeq, a predicted model, not a curated record